CUUCCACGCGCCCCCCCUCCAAAUAGACAAGACGGACUAAAACUAAAAAGUACGGCUCCAGUCCUACUAACUCUCACUACGCACGGCGCUACUAAGUCGUAGCACAAGCAGAUCAGUCUCUCUUUUAUCCACUGUCCAUCCUUCUGGCCGUCUCUCCCUCUUCCCUUUCCCAUAUCGGCCACUGUCUUUCGUUUCCCCGCGACUGUCCUUGCCCUUCAAAUUAGUCUUCUUUAUUUCUUUUUUCCCUUUUUAGACUUGUCUCGAUUCUCUUUCCUUCCCUUCGUUAUUUCAUAUUUUUUGGCUUUGAUCCCCGUCCAUCUCUCUCUUUUCUCUCUCUUUCUUUUACUUCAUCAUCUGUCUCCCGGUACCUUUGAUCGUGAUCGUCCCGAAUCCAAAAAGGGUUGGCUCGUAUCGACCAGAGGUUCCUGUCUUUCCUUCUAUCAGAUAUAACUAUACCGUACAUUCACACCAGAAGACGUUGCAUACUCGCAGUCUUAUCUAUAAAACCCUAAUUCGGACUUGCACUCUUCUGCCUUCAGUCAUUCAUUCACCCAGAGCAUCAAGAGACAUCUUACAUUCAUUCAGCAACUACACUGCUCGACAUCAAUCUGGAACCAACAUAGACUAUACAUAUAAUAAUACUCUCAAGAGGUAAAGCAGUAUUCGCUUGAUCCUCAACGUCUUCAUCAUUGGUUCGUGGAAGGAAAUGUGCUAUAUCAUGCAGGAUGCCUAUACUGAUACCUCGUCUUCUAGUCACAAUGGACGCUACAUAUACGAUGGCACCAACGGUGCAAGGACAACCAUCAUUUGCAUACUACCCCACUGCUGAUUCACAAAGACAACAAUACACAAGUCACCCGGCUGAACCCCAGCCAUACUAUGGACAUGUGCAAGCCUUCCCUCAGCAACAUUGCCUACCCGAGCAACAACCGGUGUAUAACGCUCAACCCAUGAUGAACAUGCAUCAGAUGGCUACUACCAAUGCCUUCCGGGGAGCAAUGAACAUGACUCCCAUCGCCUCCCCUCAACCAUCUCACCUGAAGCCCACAAUUGUCGUCCAGCAGGGUUCCCCAGCCCUCAUGCCUUUGGACACAAGGUUCGUCGGCGACUACUAUAGCUUUCCUUCUACCCCUCCACUCUCCACCGCUGGAAGUUCUAUCAGCAGCCCACCAUCUAGCAGUGGCACACUGCACACCCCGAUCAAUGACUGCUUUUUCUCAUUCGAAAAGGUGGAAGGUGUAAAGGAGGGUUGUGAAGGUGACGUCCAUGCUGAGCUUCUAGCCAGUGCCGACUGGGCUCGGUCAGCGACUUCGCCUCCUAUGACUCCUGUUUUCAUUAACCCCAAUACUCUCACCCCCAGUCAGAGCUCAGACUUCCUGUCUGCCAAUGGCUCUUGCCCCUCUCUUUCUCCUUCGCCAUCUCCUGUAUCUUCCUUGUUUGCUCCGUCUCAGUCGGCUUUCCCUGUUGAGCAGGCUACCUCCGACUUCUGUGAUCCUCGGCAGUUGACUGUCGAGUCUUCCGUGCACACAUCUUCUCCCGCCGAGUUGCCUCCUCUGCCCACUCUCUCCUGUGAUGAGGAGGAACCCAAGGUGGUUUUGGGAAGCGAGGCUGUGACUUUGCCCGUUCAUGAGAACCCAUCUCCCGCUUACACUAGCUCUACCGAGGACCCCCUCGGUUCGUUGCCCACCUUUGACAGCUUUUCAGACCUUGAUUCGGAGGACGAAUUUGUCAACCGCCUCGUUGAUUUCCAUCCCAGCGGUAACGCCUACUACAUGGGUGAAAAGAGACAGCGUCUCAGCACAUACUCUUUCGAGGACGAGGAGUUUCUGAGCGAGCACAGCUUGGAAGAUUCUUCAGACGAUCUGGAUCUGGCCCAGUCUGGCCUUUCUUUCUUGGGAUGUACUGAUUUUGCCCCGGUCCAGAGUGAUGCCGGCGAGACCUCGGAUGAGACGAAGGCGAAGAAGCGAAGCAACUCGCGCAAGUCUCUGAAGAGAGCAAACUCUGAGGAUCAGGAUGCUCUCAAGAAGGCACAGGUGGCGGUCAACAGCCGGGCCAACAGUACCGAGGCCCACGCGGCUCAGCAGGCCACUGCUCCGUCCCGCGCAACCUCGGAAGCCAAUGUAUCUAGCUCUUCCGAGGCCCCAACUGUUCCUGUGUCGGUGAACCGCCGGGGUCGUAAGCAAUCCCUGACGGAUGAUCCUUCCAAGACCUUCGUCUGCUCUCUCUGCUCUCGUCGUUUCCGUCGUCAGGAGCACCUGAAGCGUCACUACCGCUCUCUGCACACCCAGGACAAACCCUUCGAGUGCAAUGAGUGUGGUAAGAAGUUUUCUCGGAGUGACAACCUUGCACAACAUGCCAGGACCCACGCCGGUGGUUCUAUCGUAAUGGGCGUCCUGGACACGAACAAUGCAUCUCAACGAUAUGAGGAACGUGACGCGAGUGCUAUGGGUGCUGUGCUCUAUGAAGCUGCCAAUGCUGCGGCAACCAAGUCGACGACUAGCGAAUCAUCCGAAGAUGGUGUUUCUGACGCACCCUCUGUCGAUCGUCGAUCUGCUAAGAAGCGCAAGCGUGAUGAACAUGCUUAGUUGCUUCCAUUGCCGUUUGCAACUUCACGACGCGAUGUGACCAGGAGCUCCACCCCCCUUACUACUUAAUACACACUAUCAUAAUUACUCUACCAUUGCACCGGUUGGUCUGACUUUUGUCUUUGCGAUAUUGGCGUCUGGGCAUUUACAUUGGCGGUGUCAGGUGGGAGGCUAAGGUGUCUGGCAAAAGGAUUUCCGUUUCUUACACAGGGGAAAAGAGAAACAUAAUACAACAUAUGGUCUUUACCAAGAAAGACUUUACAUUGGGAGGCAUUAGACCGGUUGUCUGGGCUGCAACGGAUUCGGCGCACUGGGAGUCCACGGUUUGGACUAAACUUAGAGCGCCAUGACGACUUCUCGUUUUGAGGCACAGGUGGUGAUUUGGGAUUUCUCUUUUUUUUUUUUUUUUUAUUUU
Aspergillus pseudotamarii is the source of this 3000-nucleotide messenger RNA. It is a transcript of the gene sebA, whose product is annotated as putative C2H2 transcription factor (Seb1). Gene Ontology annotation, biological process: regulation of transcription by RNA polymerase II. The transcript has 2 exons. Gene Ontology annotation, molecular function: RNA polymerase II cis-regulatory region sequence-specific DNA binding; DNA-binding transcription factor activity, RNA polymerase II-specific. Bases 726 to 2585 code for a protein of 619 amino acids. NCBI's taxonomy places the organism in Eukaryota, Fungi, Ascomycota, Eurotiomycetes, Eurotiales, Aspergillaceae. The record is from RefSeq and is a predicted model, not a curated record.